AUGUCCGCGACGCCCUCCGACCGUCCGCGGCCUCCGGCGGCCCGAGACCCCGCCCGCCGCUCCGGAGCCCGGCCGCGCGGGCCCACCCGGCAGCGCGCCCACCUCCGGGGGGCUCCAUCCCGGCCUCCCCCGGCCCGCUCCUCAGCGCCCGCGAAGGCUCCCACCCGCAGCCUCCUCGCGCCCGGGGACGCCCGGGCCCUCCAGCCCCGGAGCAGCGGCAGUGACGGCGGCGGCCGGAGAAAGCCCAGCGGCGGCGACGGCGAGAGGGCGCGCGACGUCGUGGCCCAGCGCGGGGGUCUCUGGGACACCGAGUUCCGCCGCUCGCCGCGCGUCCCGGUGCCCGCGGGCGCUGGACUACAAGUCCCGAAAGACAUUGCUAAGAAAAUGAAAAGACAUGCUACCAGCCUGGGAGAAAAAAAUACCGCGGAUCACACAUCCAACUAUAUAUACAUGUGUGUGUCUAGAGCUCGCCAAACUUAACAGAAAACAACCCAAUUAAAGAAACAAAAUGA
Messenger RNA from Canis lupus familiaris (dog), 512 nucleotides. Its product is annotated as EZH inhibitory protein-like. The transcript has 3 exons. The coding region runs from base 1 to 480 and encodes 159 amino acids. The record is from RefSeq and is a predicted model, not a curated record. NCBI's taxonomy places the organism in Eukaryota, Metazoa, Chordata, Mammalia, Carnivora, Canidae.